CAUCCGGUUCUUCAGUGUCAUAUGACCAGCGCUCUGCUGUCAUUUAUGAUAUUCAGCACAAGUUAGCAGAACAAAUCAACAAACGUUAGCUUUCUCAGGGUUUCUUUUCUUUACCCGACGAUGGCAACAUUGGUGGCAAACAGGGCGAUGGAUGUCAACGGCUUGGCAGCAGCUGCGAGGACACAUACCCAGGCUGUGACCAGAAAUUACAUCUCUCAACCCAGGCUAACCUACUCUACCGUGUCAGGUGUAAAUGGUCCCCUGGUGAUCCUGGAUAAUGUGAAGUUCCCCAGAUACGCUGAGAUUGUUCACCUGACCUUGCCGGAUGGCACUAGGAGGAGUGGGCAGGUUCUGGAGGUGAUUGGAAGCAAGGCAGUUGUCCAGGUGUUUGAGGGAACAUCAGGCAUCGAUGCCAAGAAGACAGCCUGUGAGUUCACUGGUGACAUCCUGCGUACCCCAGUGUCAGAGGACAUGCUGGGGCGUGUGUUCAACGGCUCUGGCAAACCCAUUGACCGUGGGCCCAAUGUUCUGGCUGAGGACUACCUGGACAUCAUGGGUCAGCCCAUCAAUCCUCAGUGCCGUAUCUACCCCGAGGAGAUGAUCCAGACCGGCAUCUCAGCCAUCGAUGGCAUGAACAGCAUUGCCAGAGGACAGAAGAUCCCAAUUUUUUCUGCUGCUGGGCUGCCCCACAACGAGAUUGCUGCCCAGAUCUGUCGCCAGGCUGGCCUGGUCCAGAAAUCCAAGGAUGUGAUGGACUACAGUGCUGAGAACUUUGCCAUUGUCUUCGCAGCCAUGGGGGUCAACAUGGAAACUGCCCGCUUCUUCAAGUCUGAUUUUGAGGAGAAUGGCUCCAUGGACAACGUCUGCCUUUUCCUGAACCUGGCCAAUGACCCCACCAUCGAGCGUAUCAUCACCCCUCGCCUGGCGCUGACUUCAGCAGAGUACCUGGCCUACCAGUGUGAGAAGCACGUCCUGGUCAUCUUGACUGACAUGAGCUCCUACGCUGAGGCUCUGAGAGAGGUAUCUGCUGCCCGAGAGGAAGUGCCCGGUCGUCGAGGCUUUCCUGGCUACAUGUACACUGAUCUGGCCACCAUCUACGAACGUGCCGGCCGAGUGGAGGGCAGAAACGGCUCCAUCACCCAGAUCCCCAUUCUCACCAUGCCCAAUGAUGACAUCACCCAUCCAAUUCCUGAUCUGACUGGAUACAUCACAGAGGGUCAGGUCUACGUUGACAGACAGCUGCACAACAGACAGAUCUACCCACCCAUCAAUGUGUUGCCCUCAUUGUCCCGUCUGAUGAAGUCAGCCAUCGGUGAGGGGAUGACCAGGAAGGACCAUGCUGAUGUUUCUAACCAGCUGUAUGCCUGUUAUGCCAUUGGUAAGGACGUCCAGGCUAUGAAGGCUGUGGUGGGAGAAGAGGCCCUCACCUCUGAUGAUCUGCUCUACCUUGAGUUCCUACAGAAGUUUGAGAAGAACUUCAUUGCUCAGGGCCCGUACGACAACAGGACAGUGUAUGAAACCCUGGACAUUGGCUGGCAGCUGCUGCGAAUUUUCCCCAAGGAGAUGCUCAAGAGGAUUCCUCAGAGCACCCUGGCCGAGUUUUACCCCAGGGAGUCUGCCGCCCGUCACUGAGGCACACUAAAGGAUGCUCUGGUUCUGGCCCCACUCACCUUUCUGCUCACCAUCCUCCUUUCCCUUGAUUCCUUUCUUUCAUCUCAUCCUACAGCCCUGCACAUCAAGGGGCACGGAGACUGAUGUUGUAGAGCUUUCACCUAUCCCAAACCACACCUCCUCUUUCUCCACCGUUCUGAUUACCUCCAGUUCAUCUUCUUCUCAUGAAUCAACUCACCCCAACACCACCCCAAAUUUCCUCCCCUGAAUGAGAACGGGGCAAUAAUCUCCCCCUUCUGUAGAUGUACUGUAGCGUUUAUGUGUCCAGAAGUUGUUUAUGGAAAGUGUCUGUGGUUGUAAUGUCUUGAUUGCAAAAAUGUGAACAUAUCCUUGAAAUUAUAGAUUAGUCCUCGUAUAUUAGGGUGUUACAGCUGGACCCUGCUCUUCUUUUCUUUUUAAUUAAAUGCUAUGUAAUAUCUAUUUCCCACUAAAGAGGUUUUCAUCUGAAGAAAAAUGUGUAUAUAUAGGGGGGUUGUCAAAAUAACAAAUGCCCUAAAAUACAGUACCCCUGUAGCCAGUUAGGUGAAGGUCAUAAAGUUGGGUUUUUAUUGAGACUGUCAGAAAUGUUGAUUCAACUUGAUUGUCAUUUUCUAAACUAAAAGGCACACUUUGAAUGAAUAUUUGCUGAACACAAACUCACAGCUUCACAAACUGAACAUCAUAAAUGUCACCAUAUUAAUAUUUACCUGAGGGGGUAAAUAUUAAUAGUGUGUAAAAGUGUUUCUCCUAUUUUGUCCACUCCCUAUGUAUUGGUUAAUAAUAGGCUGCUGUAUUUUUUUCAAGUUGGCUAUUACUCAAAUUUUCUCAUGUCACCAUUCUCAACAUGCUGAGGACAGCACCCUUAGUAAACAGACAAACUUGCGCCACAAGCAGAGCUCAGGUGUUUACUGUAUGUUGCCCCCGGUACUUUGACUCUUUCUUCCCUCUUUUGGACCCUCUUGCUUCCUCCACCUAUUCUGGGAAGAAUACAGUGGAUGUUUACAUUAUUUAUAUUUUGCUGUUUGAUUUGUGUUGUGAAAGAUGAGUAUGUAAGAGUAAAUUAAACAUUCCCAUCUGUCUGCAAAAACAAAUUCUUUGUUGUGCAACAAUAAUGGUUUUGUGAGUUUGUGUCCAUGAAUAAAUAUAAUUAUAUGAA
Messenger RNA from Siniperca chuatsi (mandarin fish), 2806 nucleotides. It is a transcript of the gene atp6v1b2a, whose product is annotated as ATPase, H+ transporting, lysosomal, V1 subunit B, member a. Gene Ontology annotation, biological process: proton transmembrane transport; ATP metabolic process. Lineage: Eukaryota; Metazoa; Chordata; Actinopteri; Centrarchiformes; Sinipercidae. Gene Ontology annotation, molecular function: proton-transporting ATPase activity, rotational mechanism; ATP binding. The transcript is spliced from 14 exons. Bases 121 to 1632 code for a protein of 503 amino acids. The record is from RefSeq and is a predicted model, not a curated record. Gene Ontology annotation, cellular component: proton-transporting V-type ATPase, V1 domain.